Molecule: messenger RNA, 1647 nt
Organism: Vicia faba (fava bean)
Lineage: Eukaryota; Viridiplantae; Streptophyta; Magnoliopsida; Fabales; Fabaceae
Source: the annotation of a GenBank genome assembly
AUGAAUCCUCUUAAACGAAGUAACAAUUCAUCUGCAUCGUCUUCGAAUAAUUCCUCUCCUUCAUCAUCAUCGUCGUCUUCAUCAUGGAUCCAUUUGCGUUCGGUUCUAUUUGUUGUUACUUCUUCUUCACCAGCUUCUUGUUCAUCCUCUGAUCGAGGCCGUCUUAAAUCACCAUGGUCACGCCGGAAAAGAAAACGCGUUCUUUCUCCUCAACAAUGGAAAAACUUGUUUACCCAUGACGGGAAAAUUCGCGAUGGUGGACUUAAGUUCUUGAAAAGAGUUCGUAGUGGAGGUGUUGAUCCAAGUAUAAGAGCUGAAGUUUGGCCUUUCCUACUUGGAGUGUAUGACUUGGACACUACCAAAGAAAAAAGAGAUGCUAUACGAACUCAAAAUAGAAAGAAGUAUGAGAAACUCCGUAGACAAUGCCGGCAGUUGUUAAAUUCCAACAGUGGGAGCUUUAAGUUCGUUGAAAUAGGUGAAAUCAGCUAUGAGGGAGAUGGUGUGAGUCUUGUUCAAGAUUCUGGUUCUCCUAGUUCCGAAGAUGCAGCAAGUGCCAGAGAAUCCCUUUCCAGUGGGGAGCAGAGCCCAGAUUUUGAAUAUUCAGAUGAUCCAUCCAUUUCCCUGUUGGAAGGAGAUGAUGCUCCCAACAGCAGCUAUGCUGAUGCCUCUGCCCUCGAUUCAGAUUCCACUGACUCAGAUUCCUCAGAAAGUCCUGGAGUAAUUCAGACAUUUCCUUCUGAUGAUGCUCUGGAAGAGAACAACGCCGAGACAACUUCCAAGGAGAAUUCUUCUCCCUCACAAAUCAAUGACACUUCAAAACUACGAAGUAGUGAAGACUUUGCCACAUGGCAACGGAUCAUCCGACUUGAUGCAGUACGAGCCAAUGCCGAAUGGAUGCCAUUCUCUCCCUCUCAAGCUGUUGUACAUGAAAGCAGAGCACAUCGAUCUGCUGAGGCUGUUGGUUUGAAGGAUUAUGGUCACCUAGAUGCUGGCAGAAUCUUUCAUGCUGCUCGAUUGGUUGCUAUUCUUGAAGCAUAUGCACUAUACGACCCCGAAAUUGGCUACUGCCAGGGUAUGAGUGAUCUGUUAUCUCCUAUAAUUAGUGUUAUAUCAGAAGAUCACGAGGCAUUCUGGUGUUUUGUUGGAUUUAUGAAGAAAGCUAGGCAAAAUUUCAGGCUUGAUGAGGUGGGUAUCAGAAGGCAACUUGAUAUAGUUGCAAAAAUCAUAAAGUUUAAGGAUUCCCACCUGUUUAGGCACUUGCAGAAGCUCCAGGCCGAAGAUUGCUUUUUUGUGUAUAGGAUGGUGGUGGUAUUGUUUAGAAGAGAGUUGACAUUUGAACAAACUCUUUGCCUUUGGGAAGUAAUGUGGGCAGAUCAAGCAGCAAUCAGAUCUGGUAUUGGAAAAUCGGCCUGGAACAGAAUUAGGCAGCGUGCUCCCCCAACAGACGACUUAUUGCUUUUUGCAAUAGCAGCCUCAGUGUUACAGAGAAGGAAAUUAAUUCUCGAGAAGUAUAGCAGCAUGGACGAGAUCAUUAAGGAAUGCAAUGGCAUGGCAGGACACCUCGAUGUUUGGAAACUCCUGGAUGAUGCUCAUAACUUGGUGGUCACCCUUCAUGAUAAAAUGAAAAUAGAGGCAUCAUUCCAAUGA